This is a messenger RNA of Danio aesculapii, 4901 nucleotides long. RefSeq lists its product as uncharacterized. Gene Ontology annotation, cellular component: nucleus. Gene Ontology annotation, biological process: regulation of transcription by RNA polymerase II. Lineage: Eukaryota; Metazoa; Chordata; Actinopteri; Cypriniformes; Danionidae. Gene Ontology annotation, molecular function: DNA-binding transcription factor activity, RNA polymerase II-specific; RNA polymerase II cis-regulatory region sequence-specific DNA binding. The transcript is spliced from 4 exons. The coding region runs from base 3 to 2297 and encodes 764 amino acids. The record is from RefSeq and is a predicted model, not a curated record.
UGAUGCCACUGAAGGAGGAGAGUGAAGAACCGAAUGUAAUUGAAGACCAAAUCCAGACUGAAUAUGAUUACGAUUUAGCAACAUUAAAAAAAAGUCCCAGUGACUCAGAGACUGAAGAGACCUCCUCACAAAAAAGUGCUGAAACAACAAAAACAAGUAGUUCUUUUAUUUGCACUUGGUGUGGAAAGAGUUUCAGUGAACUUGAAAGAUUUAAAGUCCACAUGAAGGUUCACACUGGAGAGGGGCCUUUCAGCUGCCGGCAGUGUGGGAAGAGAUUCACUCUUAAAAGCAGACUUAAAAUGCACAUCACAAUUCACACUGGUGAGAAAUCCUUCAUCUGCCCACAGUGUGGAAAAACUUUCACUCGGAAGGGAAGCCUUAAAGUCCACAUGAGGAUUCACAGCGGAGAGACCUCGUUUCCCUGUAAACACUGUGGAAAGAGUUUCACGCAAAAAGGAAGUCUUAAGGUCCACAUGAGGAUUCACAGCGGAGAGAGCUCGUUCACCUGUCAGCAUUGUGGGAAGAGUUUCACUCAAAAGGGAAGCCUUAAAGUCCACAUGAGGAUUCACACCGGAGAGAGCUCAUUUCUCUGUAAACACUGUGGAAAGAGUUUCACGCAAAAAGGAAGUCUUAAAGUCCACAUGAGGAUUCACAGCGGAGAGAGCUCGUUCACCUGUCAGCAUUGUGGGAAGAGUUUCACUCAAAAGGGAAGCCUUGAAAUCCACAUGAGAACUCACACCGGCGAGAACCUUUUCAUCUGCCCAGACUGCGGAAAGAGUUUCCACCGAAAAGAGUCUCUCACAAGUCACAUGAGGAUUCACACAGGAAAGAAGCCUUUGUCGUGCGAGCUGUGUGGAAAGAGUUUCAGAGAUUCCCACUCAUCAAACACGGCGCAGUCGUCUUGUAAAUGCUGCUGCAGCGUUCCCUGUUGUUCAAACAACAAGCAGAGAUUUCCCUAUUUGAGUUUCCACGACUUUCCAGUGGACACCGAUCAGCGUGCCCGUUGGAUCAAGGCCGUCAAAAUAAAUAAGGGACCCAGCUUUAAAAUCCUUCGAGGGAGCACCUACGUGUGCAGUCAGCACUUUGCCCCAGAGGAUAAAUACAUGUUAUCCAUUGGACGGACCAGGAUUAAAAAAGGAGCAGUGCCGUCUAGAUUCUUCUGGAAUAACUGGGGUGAAGGAACAGCUUCUGAAAAUCACCUGUCGGUUAACCAGAGAGCAAAGAAGUAUAUCAGUGCUGCUUAUCCGGAGGAAUCUCAAGAGAGUCAGCCUGCGAAUGGAGCGGUGGAUCAUGACUAUGCCUACCAUCCUUCUCCUGGUAAACUGGAUGCUGCUGCUGAAAGGAUUAAAGAGUUGGAGCUUCAGGUUUCAUCACUAGAGGAAGAAAUCAAGCAGUUGACAGUGAAGCAGCAGCAGCCGCUGAUCUACAAGUUCUGCGUCACCGAUGAGGACUUUCAGUACUACACAAAGUUCAGCUCAAAGCAGGCCUUCACUGCGUUCUGGGAGUCCGUUCACCCCUCUGAUUCAAGACUUGCGUACUGGACCAAAGCACAGCAAACAGAGACGCCAAACCCCGAGCCAGAACUGCCGCUCGUUGAUGAACUCUUCCUGUUUCUCUGUCGGGUUGUUACCGGGCUUCAGGAGAAAACUUUGUCCUCCAUAUUUGAAGUUAGUUUGGUUACAGUUAAUCGUGUUAUAUUAACAUGGACAAGCUAUCUUCACCAGGUUCUCGAGUCUCUACCAUUGUGGAUGAGUAGAGAGCAAGUGCAGGCCACAAUGCCGGACAAAACCAAGCUUGUUUACCCUCAGCUGAGAGUGAUAUUACACUGCACAGAGAUUAGCUGUGAAGCAGCAUCCAUACAGUCAGAAACUCUUAAAGAUCACACCAACUUUAAAGCUCUAAUCGGCAUCUCCCCAUGUGGGGUUGUGACAUUUGUUUCCAAACUUUACCCAGGCUCUAUUUCAGAUGCGGAAAUAACACAUCGGUCACACAUCGUACAGUUGCUUCAACCAGGAGACAAAGUAAUGGCCGAUGAAGGCUUUCAGAUUGAGGAGAUUCUGUCUGAGGUGGGGGCGACACUCCUCGUCCCGCCGCUGGAGGACAAUCUGGAGACCCAGGCGAUCGCCCAACUUAGAGGUUUAGUGAACAGGACAAUACGCAGGGUUAAGGAGUACCAGAUAUGGGACGGGGUUGUUCCUCUUUCUCUGGCGGGUUUGGUCAGUCAGCUGUGGGCCGUUUGUUGUUUAAUGGUGAACUACCAGGGAGAUCCUGAUGCUGAAUGUGAAAAACCAGUCUAAAGGGAUUCCCUUCCUUCAAAACAUUUUUCGUUAUGUAAAUUAAAGUUUUAAAUUAAGUGUUGGCCUUAUUUACAAUAUGUUAAAUGAGUGUGUCUGUGAAGAGUCAGGUCAAAAUACCCAUCAGAUUUUUUUCCAGCUGAUCAUUGCGGCCAUUUUGGCACCUGUGCCUUUAAAUGCAAAUGAGAUUGAUCUCCCCGCCCACUCAAGGGACAUUUCGCUUCAGAGAAGGAUAACUCGGGUCAGAUAUCAGGAUAAACCCAGCAAAAUGACAGACAGCAGCUCAGACGGACUGAAGCAGAGACCCACAGUCGCACAAACUACUGUAAGCUGAAUGAUGCUGUUUCAAGUUUUGCACACGCUAACAAACAUGCAGAUGCUUAAAACAUUGUGCUGUUUUUGCUCAUACUUCAGGCAAAUUUGACAGGAUGCCCACCUAACUGGUAAUUAGGCUGCUGUAUAGAGAUCAUUAUAGGUAAGUUACUGUUCAAAACAAACCAGAUUACAACUCUUGUUGAAGCGUCCUCGUUUAUAGUUGUGUACACUGUGCAGCAGUGCUGAUUCCAGCGGUUAUAAAUUCUGUAGCUCAAAAAGCAGAUCGAAAUGCUAUAAAGCAAUGCUCUCAGACUCAAUUCCUGGAGGGCCACAGCUCCAACCACCUCCAAAUUACACCUGCUUAAUAGUCUCUAGUAGUCUUGGAACACCUUGAUUAGUUGGAUCAAAACUCUGCAGAGCUGCGGCCCUCCAGGAAUCCAGUUUGAGAUCUAUGCUAUAAAGAAUACAAAGUGCAGCACUUACUGCUGCUUGAGGUGCAGAUGAUCACAGAGAGUUGGAACAGAUCUUUUAACUCCAAUUUCUUUGCAAAUCCUGUCUUGUAGACAUGGCUAUACGUGUUAAUAGUGGGACAUGGUAAUACAUGCCUGUCAAUUACUUAAGGUGGGCAGGGAAAACCACACUGCUGCGUCAUGGUGUGAUGAGGCUCAAAAUCAGAGAUCUGGAUCCUUAUUUUACCAUCAGGACAUUUGGAAAAAGAGACUUGUUGUGUUUAUAUCACCCUAGUAUGACUGUGGAUACACUACACCCACACACUGUUCUGUCUAAACACCUUACAAAAGAUACUGUGCGUAACACAGUAAACACAGAACAUGGCAAUGGAAAUAACAGAAGUGUGUAUAAACAGUAAUGACAAUCAGAAUAUUUGAGUAGUAUAGCAUUCAGAGUCAUUUUCUGUGCUGGCAACAGUGACGGCAAUGAUAAUGAAGUAAAUAAUAAUAAUAUUGAUUUAAUGACAAUUAAUAUUGUAGUGUCUUUUGUGUCAGCAAUCAUGUCUAUGUUUCCCUUAAUAUUUCUUGAGCAUUUCAGAAUACAGGGUGAUGUAGUAUUUCCACAGGUCCAGCCUGGUGACUGCACUAGGUGGUGAAGGUGGUGAACAAGAACCUCAUUAUAACAAGACUAAAUAGACGAAUUUAAAAUGUAACAUGUUUAAUAACCAUAUGUACAUUUAGUCAUUUAGCAGACGCUUUUGUCUGAAGUGACUUACAUUUGAAAUGCUGAAACGGAGGGAAAAAGGGAAGUUUAUUCAUAAACUAAGAGGAUCACGUGCUUAUGAUUGAUCACAGCUGGUCCCGCAUCAGCUAACACGAUUCACCAAUCAGAUGAUUUCUAAUGCACUAUAAAUAACCAGUUUCUUACCUCAGUAUCUUCAUCUUGAAGAAUCCCCCAUCCACCUCUACUCUUUCUCCCUUUUCUAGAUAGAAAAGGGUUGCCUUACAGCAAGAAUGUCACUGGUUUGAGUCCUUACCAGGCCAGUUGGCUUUCUCUGCGGAGUCUGCAUGCUCUCCUUGUGCUUGCGUGGGUUAUCCCAGAGUUCCUCGGUUUUCUCCCACCGUCCAAAGACAUGCAGUAUAAGUAAAUGAGUAAACUGACUAAUCCUAAGUGGCAUCAUAGACAAAUUCUUAGUUAGCUAUUUCUCAUAGCAAUUCCUACCUCAUUAACCAUAACAGGCAGGGGAGUUCUUAAGACCUACCUGAGCUCAAACUCCCCUCUCGCCCUUCGAACGGGAGGGAGACCCGGGCUUAAGGAUCUUCUUGAGCUCAGGGCUCUCUCCUGGGGACAGCAUGCCCAACAUGCUUCAUUAUCAAUCAUCAGCUAAGUGUGAACUCUUGAAAAUGUAUUCGUGUGGACAUGGCCUAAGAAAACAUCGUCAACUGUCAAAAGAGAAACAGACUUUGUUGCGUUAGGAGAAGCUUCAUGAAAUUUUGUCUUAUAUAGCAGGGGUUCUCAAACUUUUCAGCCCGGAACCCCCAAAAUAACAAUGCCAAUGACUCGCGACCCCCACUAUUUUCGGAAGUGGUUAAAAUCAUACAAACAAUGCGCACAACCUCACACAAACCAAUUGGCCUAUGUAAAAACAAGCAUAUUGACAACACAAAAAAGUGCAACAGUCUAACAACCAUUUAUUUUUGAUCAUAAUUUAAUAUUAACCUGACCUAAUGAGACUGGAGGGCACAAUAUUUAAGUUACAUCACAAGUCUUUCCUUGGUUUAAUUUCAGAGACUGCCACUUAAAGAUCAUCUUCCAUGUUCAGUGUCCUGUAUUUAUUUUAAA